Molecule: messenger RNA, 7336 nt
Organism: Xenopus laevis (African clawed frog)
Lineage: Eukaryota; Metazoa; Chordata; Amphibia; Anura; Pipidae
Gene: igsf9b.L
Product: immunoglobulin superfamily member 9B L homeolog
Exons: 20
Coding region: 1305-5480 (1391 amino acids)
Source: RefSeq, a predicted model, not a curated record
CUCUACAUAAGAGCAGAUGGAAAGACUGGUGGAAUAUAAGAAGCCCAUAUCUGCCAAAUUGCACCCAGCUUUAAUUCUAAAUACGAGUGGUUCAGCACAUUGAGAAUUCUGAAUUAACACUUGUCCACCAGAGAAUGUUUAGAGAAUGCAAAACCAAAUUGGAAUCCCCAUUUUAAUAUGUAUGACAUUUUUACUUGUAACUGGUAACAUUUUAUCUUCUGUGGAAAAAGACUGCUUGUUGUGGAGUGGAGCAAAAAAGCAGAAAUCCUAGUCCCCCAUCUCCCAGUGUUUAGACUUAGAGGGAUGAGUUCUAACUCAGCACCACCACACUCCAUUCCCAUGUUGCUAUUGUGACAGGAAAGCUACAACUGCACAAAAUGAGCGCGUGUAUAACGUAAGCCCAUGAUUCCCUUCUAGACUCAAGCGCUCUGUAAAUGUGUCCCUCCGCUACCUAGACAUAUGUGACGCGGCCUUGUUAUUGUACUGGCUGAUUCCAUAGCUGAGUGCGCUAGAGCUACGGGUUAAUAGAAAUAGUGCACGGAAGAUGAAGGCAGUAACACUGGAAACCGAAACAGAAGCCAACGAUGAGAGAAUGCAGAAAAGCACGUCUCCAGAGUGGGAGGCUAAAAAUAGGGCUAAGCACUAAUAGAGCUCGGUUAUUAUCCCUGCUUCUUGCCAUGUUCCAUCAGCAGCCGAACCAGGACCACUUGCAGCCAGGUCUCCCUCCCUCCUCCCCUCAUGAGGACGAUAAUCGCAGCUGAUGUCAUCCUCCGGUUGAAGCUCUUUCAUCUCCCGCAUCCCAGAUGUGCGAAACGAGGGCUAGGCGGGAAGCUGCUGUUAAAGUCGCCAUGCAGUGUGAACAGAAAAAGUCCAUAAAGCGUUCUCUCUCCAUCAAUGCGCAUGAUACUGCGGCUCUUGUGCACUGUGCGCUCCAACGCACCUUGAAACGGGUUCGCCAGGGAUAGUAAGUCGACUGGCACCACCCUCAGCCAAUCACCACCUACUCUUCUGCAGGCUGACCAGUCAACUGAGUCCGUGGGCGGUGCGAGCCUGUAAAGAAGCCGGGCUAGGCUUCACCGCCGACUUGGUUCGUCUUGGUCUUGUUGGGAGUAGCGCUGAGAGCCGGAGAGGGGCUGUGAUGGAGACAGGGAAGACGAGGCAGCGGGGAAGAAGGAGCGAGGCAUGAAAAGGGUAUCGGAAGGAAAGGUCUGCACCAACCGGGAGCUGCAUGGCAAUGACAAGUCUGCAACAAGAAGGGCACGUUUGAGAUAUGAUGAGGCUCCUGACUGGUGCUCUGCAGUACUAUGAUUUGGUAUGUGCUCACUUUGAUAGCAAGUGUAAUCAGCACCCGGGGACUGUCUGUUCAAGGUGCUGCCGGCUCACGGGAGGAGCCACAGUUCGUCACGGCUCGUGCUGGAGAGAGUGUCAUCUUGGGGUGCGAUGUAGUACAUCCAUUGACGAUACAGCCCCCUCCCUAUGUUGUUGAGUGGUUUAAAUUUGGAGUUCCCAUUCCCAUCUUCAUCAAAUUUGGUUUCUAUCCUCCUCAUGUAGACCCAGAAUAUGUUGGCCGCGCAGCACUUUACGAUAAGGCAUCAUUACGCAUUGAACAAAUCCGGUCACAAGAUCAGGGCUGGUAUGAGUGUAAAGUGCUGAUGUUGGAACACCAAUAUGACACCUUCCAUAAUGGCAGCUGGGUACACCUUACAGUGAACGCACCUCCCACAUUCACAGAAACCCCCCCUCAGUACCUAGAGGUGAAGGAGGGAAGCAGUAUCACACUAACUUGCACUGCUUUUGGCAAUCCCAAACCAACCGUUUCUUGGCUGCGAGAAGGAGAGUUCCUGGGAGGAUCCCCAAAAUAUCAGUUGAACGAUGGAAGUUUGACCAUUUCAUCCAUUGGACGUGAAGACAGGGGAUCAUACAUGUGCCGAGCUACCAGCAUUCAGGGAGAAGCAGUUCACAGCACACGGUUACUUGUACAAGGGCCACCCUUCAUUGUUUCCCCUCCCGAGAACAUUACGGUUAACAUUUCCCAAGAUGCUCUGUUCACAUGCCAGGCUGAAGCGUAUCCAGGGAACCUUACCUACACCUGGUACUGGCAGGAAGAGAAUGUUUUCUUCAAGAAUGACCUGAAGUUGAGGGUUCGCAUUCUGAUCGAUGGAACACUUAUUAUAUUCAGAGUGAAACCGGAGGAUGCUGGGAAAUACACCUGUGUGCCUAGCAAUAGCUUGGGGCGCUCCCCAUCUGCAUCAGCAUAUCUAACUGUCCAGUAUCCUGCCCGUGUAGUCAACAUGCCACCUGUAAUUUAUGUCCCAGUCGGUAUUCAUGGUCAUAUCCGCUGCCCUGUAGACGCCGUACCACCUGUAACCUUUGUGAAAUGGAAUAAGGAUGGUCGGCCUCUGAGGAUUGAGAAGUUUUCUGGGUGGAAGCUUUUGGACGAUGGAACAAUUCACGUUGAGGAGGCUACGGAAGAGUUGCUGGGCACUUACACCUGUGUGCCUUAUAAUGCAUUGGGGACCAUGGGCCAGUCCCCUCCUGCACGGCUGCUGCUGAAGGACCCGCCCUAUUUCACGGUGCUGCCUGGCUGGGAGUAUAGACAGGAAGCCGGGAGGGAGCUACUGAUUCCUUGUGCAGCUGCGGGAGAUCCCUUCCCUACCAUUUCAUGGAGAAAGGUUGGAAGGCCCUCCUUCAGUAAGCACAGUGUGCUACCUAGUGGCUCCUUACAAUUUAGAUCUCUCAGUAAAGAAGACCACGGGGAAUGGGAAUGUGUGGCUAGUAAUGUUGUGACAAGUAUCACUUCCAGUGCUCACCUCACUGUUAUUGGCACCAGCCCUCAUGCUCCAUCCAAUGUUAGAGUUGUGGUGUCCAUGAACACAGCAAAUGUCUCUUGGGAAGGAGGGUACGAUGGAGGAUUCGAACAGACAUUCUCAGUUUGGUAUGGCGCUCUGAUAAAGCGUGCCCAGUUUGGUCCUCAUGACUGGGUCUCCAUGCCUGUUUCCAGUGGAUCGUCUUUUCUCCUUGUAGACUCUCUGGACCCUGAGACAGAGUACCAGUUCAGCGUCCUUGCACAGAACAAACUAGGAACUAGCUCCUUCAGUGAGGUUGUCACACUAAGGACUCUAGCCUUUCCUCUUACAACCCCUGAGCCUCUUCUGGUUUUGACCUCACCCCGCUGCCUGACAGCCAAUAGAACUCAGCAGGGAGUGCUCCUUUCCUGGCUCCCUCCAUCCAAUCACAGCUUUCCAUUGGAUCGUUACAUCAUGGAGUUCCGCUUGGCAGAGAGGUGGGAAAUUCUGGAUGACUCCAUCCUAGGCAGUGACACAGAAAUCCUAGCAAAGGAACUAUCCCAGGACACUUGGUAUGAAUUCCGUGUACUGGCAGUCAUGCAAGAUCUGAUCAGUGAGCCCAGUAACAUUGCUGGAGUGUCUAGCUCAGAUGUCUUCCCAUCUCCUGAUCUGAGUGAAGAGGGUUUUGCUCGACCAGUGCUUGCUGGGAUUGUUGCCACCAUUUGCUUUUUAGCUGCUGCAGUCUUGUUCAGCACACUGGCUGCCUGUGUAGUGAACAGGCAGCGCAAGCGCAAGAUGAAAAGAAAGAAAGUAUCUCAUUCCUGUCCUACAGAUCCGCCUCUUUCCAUUACACAUUGUCGCAAAAGUAUAGAGUCUCCGUUAUCUUCUGGUAAGGUGAGUCCAGAGAGUGUACGGACACUUCGUGCUCCAUCCGAAUCCUCUGAAGACCAGGGACCCCCAUCAAAGCGACCACUGAGUCCUGGGCGUGAGAAAGAGCUUUCUCUUUACAAGAAGACAAAACGUGCCAUGACAAGCAAAAAAUAUAGUGUCAGCCAGGCAGAGGCUGAAGUCACAACACCAAUUGAGUUGAUUAGCAGGGGGCCAGAUGGACGAUUUGUGACAAGUGGACAAGAACAAGAACCCACUCUUAGGAGUCGCAGGAUUCAGGGUUUUCCAUUUGCUGAAGAGACAGAUAUGUAUCCAGAAUUUCGACAGUCAGAUGAAGAAAAUGAUGAGCCAUCUGGCCUAAAGUCUCAGCUAACUCCACUCUCCUCAAGCCAGGACUCUCCUCUUCAGCCUCCUGCCUACAGUCCUCGCUUCCAACAUCAGCUUUCUGAAGGAAGACAACAACCUUCUGGUCAGUCUAGGCCAGGUGGAUAUCAUCAUGGUCAUUUGUAUGGAUACCUUAGUAGUAGCCCUUUAGAUUCAGAUCCACCUCCACCAUUCUAUAUGCCAGAGGUCAGCCCACUUAGCUCAGUGAUGUCCUCUCCCCCAUUACUUCCAGAAGGAUCAUUUCCCCCAAUUCCAGAGGAAAACGGGGAAAAUAGUUCCACUAGUACCCUUCCUUUAACACACACACCAAUUGGGGGGCGUUCUCCAGAGCAGUGGGGAGGCCCUGAUUUUCCCUUUGUGGGAUUAGAAGCCCCAACCUCUCCAUCUAUGUUUGUACAGCAUCGAUAUGAGACUAGUGAAAUACGGAGGCCCCUUCCACCACCACCACCUAUUCCUUUUCCACAUGGACAUCCACCACCAAGCUCGUUACACGUACCCUCAUAUGCUGCCAUCCUGCCCCUGGAAUCACACCCAGGAUGGGUAGGAAGACUACCCAGCAGAUGUCCACCACCUCCACAUCCAUCCUGGCAGGAUGCAGCUAUGCAACUGGCAGCUCAAAGCCAGCUAAGGCACACUAGCCAAGGAAUGGGGAUACCGGUGCUUCCAUAUCCAGACAUUCCUGAACCGGGACCCUUAGGGAUGGAUGCUCGUUGGUUUGAAAGUCGUCCACGUCCACAGAUGAGCCCCAGGCAGCAUCGUAGACUUGAACCUAGUCUACACCAGGUGGUAUUGCAACCAUCCCGUCUUUCACCACUUACCCAAAGUCCCCUGAGCUCCAGACAUGGUUCGCCUGAACUAAGUGUAAGGGCCAGGCCUCGACCUGGUCUUCUGCCUCCACCAUCUGAUUGCUCUGGCAUUGCUCUCCAGCCACCAGGAUUUUUACACAAAUCACCACCUUCCUCUGGAUCCCCAGCCAACAGCAGCCAUAGGGAAAGUCCUAGCUAUCGAUCAACUCCACCUGAUACCUCCCCCCAUGUUGAAGGAUGGAGGAGAAUAGGAGAAGAGCGACUGCAUGCAGAGACGGCGGUGCUGUGCACUGCAGGGGUUGGGAUUGCUGCUGUUCCUGAGAGGUCAGAAGUUAUAGAUCAGUGUAUUCUCAAGCCCAAAAAAUCCACCAAGGGCAGAUCAAAGUCCAGGAAGCACUCUGACGGAUCCACCUCACAGGUUCACCAGCCACCCCCAGCCGUGUAUAUGGACGCCCGCUGCAUUCGAAGGAAGAAACGUCCCACACGACAGGACCCACUAUCUCGUCUCUCUGCUUUGAGGGAUGAGCUAUGUCACCGUUCACUGUCUGAUGACCGGGCUGCCAUUCUGACCAGCACUGAGCCUGAUGACUCCAGUGGCCAUGCCACACUUCUGUGACCAUACCUAGAGAGAGGCCCGGUUCUUAGGGCCCUUUCUGUCUCUUGGUGCUGAAACUCCCUGCCCUUCCUCUGAAAAGACCUGACACAAAAUCGUGAGCAGCGAGUCGUGCGUUCAUUGCCUACCUCACCAACCUCUGUGUGUGCUGAGGAUAAACUCAUGCCUCACGUCUUGGAGCAAUGUACAGUGUUAACUCUGAAAACUGGUAGAUAUAAGGAUAUAUUCAUUGGUCACAGAUCAGCACUAUGUAUGGUGUGACUAUAGCACAGAUUGGGAGCUUUGAGAACCACAGCUCCUUAUAUAGUGUUUAUACCCUUUACAUACGAGGCAAGAGCAAGGAUCAUGUGGAGCUAUCAUACAGUAUCUCCAUUUGCAUCCACUGUGUAUGUUACAUAUAUGUAUACAUACAUAUAUUGUGAUAUUUCACUGUGUGUAUGAAUUCAUAUAUUGUAUUUAUGUUGUCACAGAGGCACAUUUUGAUUUAAUCUGCAUAGAACUUGUAACACAGUUGUGUCCAGUAAAAGAAAAUAGAUUAGUUCAACGAAAAAUAACAGAAAAACAUGACUUUAAUUAUUGCCUAUAUAAUCUGUAGGCAGUGUCUGGUUCCACUGGCAUUGUAGGAGAAUUCCUAAUCAAUAAUGCCCCAGGAUGGUGCUUAGAGGAAGAAUUACAAAUUGAAAUAUUUCUUUUUUCAGACGCUAGGUUGAGUAGGCUUGGUAACAUCAUUUGUUUAUGUUAGUUUCUGUUUAAAACAGUUCUUGUUUUACACUGAGUUCAAACAAGACCAGACAUGGAACCGUAAAUCUCUUGAAUGAUUGGUAAAAUCACCACUGCCAAUGAACUUAACUUCCGCUUAAAUCAUGGUUGUUACAACAGGCUUUCACCCUAUUGUUAUUAGUUUGCAAAAUUUAGUCCUUGCUGUCAAAUAUGUAAAUGUAAAAAACAUGAAGAGUAUGGAAUUUAAGAUUGUGUUGGGCCAUGCAAGCAAUAAUUUCAUGAUUUAGAUUUACUUUUUGUAAUAAUCCUUAACCAACAAGAACAAAGCUACAUUCCCAUUAUUGACACCUUACUUAAACUCAUCAUUGUCCCUGCUAUUGUAGUAAGGUGCUCACAUGUGAGUAGAGAAACCAUCAGUUCAACCUGGCUAUCAUUACUGUGCAGCUCCUGAAUGCCUUGUUGCCUUAGUCAACUACUAGAGAUGACCACAUGCCUUGGAAGGGAAUAAAAAUUUCAGAUAAAUACUCUUUAAACCUAAGAUAACAUCAACAUGUUAAAGAGUACAUGAUAUAUUGAUUGUUAUCCCUCCAUUCUUAUGUCUGUGCCAAUGAAAUCAAGAGGAAUCAUGUGCCUCUCUGUGUCAUUUAACAUCAAAAACACCAAUCUGUGACUUCUUUUUAUUACCUUCAACAACCUUCAUGUUAGUUGUUUGAGUAUUUUAUAGAUGCACUCUCAGUUAACAGGAAAGCUUUUCACAUGAUGUGGUAUGGUAGACAGGGGCUGGGAUUAAUACAUUUCCAUGGUGCUUUCUGGAACUUUUUAAGUUCCCUGGCUUUUCUUUUCGAUAUACCUGAUAAUUUGGCAAUGGAUAGCGUAUGGAUAAUUUUGCAAGCAUCUUUGAAAUUUUGUAAGUGGAAUGGUGCAUUAUCUAAUAAUAAUAUGGAUGGUUCGUUUUAUUUCCUUUUUUAGGAAUUGACAAUAUAUUCAGGAGUGGAAAUAUACUGCUUGUGUUUUCUAUUGUAGCCAAACCUUAUAUUUCCAAAGUUCAACAUACAGAACAUUUUUAUUUCAGUCUUGUCAUGACUACUGUAUUCUUAUGAAUUAGUCAAAGAAGGGUGGUCCAUUGAUCGGUAUAUUGA